Messenger RNA from Tribolium castaneum (red flour beetle), 1252 nucleotides. RefSeq lists its product as uncharacterized. The record is from RefSeq and is a predicted model, not a curated record. Bases 92 to 952 code for a protein of 286 amino acids. The transcript is spliced from 3 exons. Lineage: Eukaryota; Metazoa; Arthropoda; Insecta; Coleoptera; Tenebrionidae.
ACCAUCAUGUCCUUCAGAUUUGUUUUGAAGUUCAAGGUGAUCAGUUCUUCAUGAGGCUGUGUUUUGAUUUAAGUGUGCCUUAACUACCACCAUGGAUUACGCACUGAUAUUUUGGUUACUUUUUGCGGUCUUUUCGACGGGUUUUUGUGCCUCCAUCGAGAAAAAUAACAGUGAACCUGAAACUGUAACAGUGCGAAAAAACAGUUCUCGCAAGAUCUCCUUAGGUGAUCUCAUGACAUGCGGUCUAACACGUGACAUCUCCUGCUUUUUGGACGCAGGAGACGCGUUCGUGGAGGAAAAGAAGAACGAGAUUUUAGCACAAGCCGAUAUGGCAAGAGCUACAGGCCGGGCCAAUGACGAAAACUCCCCAAGUCACUUGAGCAAAGCCAUCAGCCGAAUUGUCUCAGAAUUAACCGACAUAUUCAAGGACAGUAUCUUCAGUUUCUUCAAAAGUGCCAGGGAAGGGGAGGAAGACGACGAGAUUGAAGACACAAGUGGAGAAAAAGAGGAAUCUUCAGCCAAGCCCAGCGGGAGAAAAGUUGGAGAAUCGCGUAAGAAGAAGAAGAAGGAGAAGCUGAUCGGUUUGAUCAAACUGAUAAUCAUCGGAAUUGUGCUCAAAGCUAAAAUAACUCUGCUGCUGAAAGCCCUAUCGGCGGCUUUGCAGGUCAAAUUCUUCCUGGUAGCUUUGGCGGGCUUGAUUUUGAACGCGGCGCGGUUCUACUUGGAUUUGAAAAAAGGGCACCAGCCACAGAAAGUAAUUUAUUACGAGCACGCCCAGCACCAGCACCACUAUGAAGGGGAUGACGAUUGGGGCAGCUCCGGCCCUGGGGGCGGCUACUGGGGACGUUCGUAUGAUGAGGAAGAAACGUCCCCGCACAGUUUAGCAUACGCUAAACAACGACCUUACAAACGAGUGGAGAAAGACGAACCGGGCUUUUCCUGGUUCGGUUAACUCACAUUUGAGGCAUUAUAGAGUUAGAGAUGUUCUCAGGUAUUGCGUUUCGUGCGAGAACUUGUAAAUUUUUGAAAAAUUCGAGUAACUAGUCAUAAGUGUGGGAGCAUUUACAAUUAACUUAUUUAAUUUAUUUUUUAUUUAUGAUAGGUUUAGUUCAGAUAUUUUUUUAACUUGUAGUGUAAGUGAUGAUGUAAUAGUUUUGAAAAAAAUGUAACUGGAUUACUCACAUGUGACAAAAGUUCAGGCACGUGUAACAUUGUACAAGAAUCUAAAAUAUACAUCUUGACUGAAACAGUA